This is a messenger RNA of Marchantia polymorpha subsp. ruderalis, 1452 nucleotides long. The record is from the annotation of a GenBank genome assembly. Lineage: Eukaryota; Viridiplantae; Streptophyta; Marchantiopsida; Marchantiales; Marchantiaceae.
UCGGAAAUAAGCGCACAGAAGCGAAGCGCGGUGGACGGCAGGUGGCUGGAGAGUGGAUAAGUUAAGCGCAGAAUGGGAGAGGAGGAAGAGGAAGAGGAAGACCAGCUCGAGUAAGUAAGAGAGAGAGAGGGAGAGGGAAGGAGAGCAUACAGAUUGCCCUGAAAACAGAGCAAGCGCUACAGGAGCCAAGAUGGCGGUGUCAAUGAUGAGACUCCGCCAUGCCCGCGAUUCCGACGCUCGGGCACAGCUCUCGCAUCCCGUCCAUUUUGAUCAGGGCUUUUAUAUGGAGGACAUUGUGAGCAAUUCCGAACUCACGAGAAGAAAGGGUAAAUCACAAGGAGGAGCUUUUCCUGGGGCCGGGAAGCCACAGCUACAUUAUGUAUGCGCUUCUAGUGUUGUAAAACCCAAACCAGCUCCCAAAAAUUUUCUUCGAGAUUUUCUUGAGGGAGCGGCUGCUGGAGCAACCGCAGGUGUAGUUGUUGAAACUGCUUUGUACCCAAUCGACACAAUCAAAACUCGGCUUCAGGCAGCACGUGCUGGUGGGCAAAUUAACUUCAAGGGACUGUACUCAGGUCUAGCGGGAAAUAUAUUUGGUGUACUACCGGCAUCGGCUAUAUUUAUUGGUGUGUAUGAACCUGUGAAGCGCAAGUUGUUGGACAUUUUUCCAGAUCAUCUGAGUUCUGUCGCCCAUUUGACAGCAGGGGCAGUAGGAGGUGCAACAGCUUCAUUAAUUCGUGUCCCUACAGAGGUUGUGAAGCAGAGGAUGCAAACAGGACAAUUUGCAUCAGCUCGAACUGCUGUUUCGUCUAUAGUGGCGAAGGAAGGCGUGAGAGGAUUGUACGCGGGAUGUGGCGCGUUCUUGUUGAGGGAUCUGCCUUUCGAUGCCAUACAGUUCUGUAUUUACGAGCAGCUGAAAAUUGUAUACAAGAGAACUGUCAAUAGAGACUUGUAUGAUGCUGAAAAUGCAAUCAUGGGUGCCUUCUCAGGUGCCGUGACUGGUGCAGUUACCACCCCUUUGGAUGUCAUUAAGACACGGUUGAUGGUUCAGGGUUCUGGCGGGCACUAUAAGGGAAUCGCUGACUGUGUCGCAAAGAUUAUCAAAGAAGAAGGCGCAGGAACGUUGUUGAAGGGUAUCGGGCCAAGAGUGAUGUGGAUCGGCAUUGGAGGCUCCAUCUUUUUCACAGCCCUGGAAAGAACUAAACAACUUCUAUCUCAAGCAUCUCCGCCAAAAGUGGAGGAUUUUCCUUCCGCCCGCACUGCUUAGUUUUACUCAUUCUACAAUUCUUUCGCUUCAUUUAGGAUUCAGACUCUAAUCCUCCAUAUUUGUUUCUCCGAGGUAGAUGUGAGAGUAAUUCUUGUCCUAUAGAGAAAGGUACUUACCGGAUGAUUUGUCAGUCUAUUGAGGAAAUAAUUAUUGGAAGUAUGAAUAAAUAUUUUCUUCAGGGUAUCAUG